AGCUCUUAUAGAAGCAUUCGGCGAGCAGCACUGCUUCUUUUUCAUUGUGAAACUUGUAGACUUCAUUCGAGGAUACACCGAGGAAGCAACGUAAAGAGAAGUUGUAGCGUCGGUCAGUCCUUUCGAGUUCAAGCACAACUGAGCGAUCGGCCAAAGAUGUUCGAGAGAGCUAUCGCUGUUCUUCUUGUUUUUCUCUCUCGGCAAUCGGCGUACACGAGAACGAACGAAACUCUCAUCCUCGGCUACCUGACGGGAUCCCAGCGACUUCCCGGUGACCGGAGCUACCGACGUCCAGGACUGGCUAUUUCCGGUGCGCUCACACUAGCAGUCGACAAGGUGAACCUGCGGGCUCCGCUGUCGGGCGGCCUCCGCCUGGGCGUGCUCGUCGCCGAGACCUUCGGCCGAGAGCGGCACAGCGUGCUGCAGACGGCGCGCCUGUGGCGCCAGAACGUCUCGGCUUUCAUCGGGCCCCAGGAGACCUGCAUCCACGAGGCCUACUUGGCCGCCGCCCUCAACCUGCCCAUGGUGUCCUACUUUUGCCUGGGCCGCGAGACCUCGGACAAGCAGCGCUUCCCGACUUUCGCUCGCACGCGUCCACCCGAGACUCACAUCUCCAAGUCGGUGGCCGCGCUGCUUGCCCACUUCGGUUGGCGACAGGUGGCGCUGUUCUACGCCUCGCGGUUGGGUCACGUGGCCGAUGGCGUCAUGUCGACGCUGACGUCGCACGGCGUCCGGCUGCGUCACGUGAGCUCGUGGAACGAGACCUACCACUACGGCUACGGACCGAGUCCGUUCGAGACGAUGCUCAAGGACGCUGCGCCAAAGGCGAGAGUGUUCAUCGUGCUGGGCCAGUACUUCGAGCACAUCGGCCUCAUGGCGAGCCUGGAAGCCCGCGGACUGCUGCAAGGCGGAGAGUACUUCGUCGUCGGCGUCGACGUCCAGCAGUACGACGUCGAAGGGCCCACUCGUUAUCUUACUGGUCUAUUCCGAGAGGAACCGGACCCUUCAGUGGUGCGCGCUUAUCGCUCCUAUCUGGGCAUCGUGGGCUCCCCGGCCUCGGGAUUCGAGGAGUUUUCGGUGGCCGUCAACAAGUACAUGCAGAGGCCGCCAUUCAACAUCGUCAACGCCGCUGACACCAUUGGAGGCAGGAAGAAGAUUCCGUCGGAGGCCGCCUACCUGUACGACGCCGUCAUGGUGUACGCGAGGGCCGUCAACGCCUGCGUCGAGCACGGGGGCGACUUCCGGAACGGCAAGCACCUGUUCGAGCACAUGCGGGGACGAUCCUACCACAGUGCCAUGGGAUACAUGGUGCGGAUGGACGACAACGGGGAUGCCGAGGGCAACUACACUCUGAUUGCGCGCAAGAAAUCAGGCGGCCACGUGGGAGGCGCGUUCGGCCUCUUUCCCGUGGGAGUCUUCGAACUCUCCGGCAAUGGAUCGGCCCUGCCGGUCUUGAAGCUCUUCGACACAAUUGAAUGGAUCAAGGGAGCGCCUCCAAGGGACGAACCUCCAUGUGGCUUCAGCGGAGAGAAAUGUAUCUUGUGGAAGAUUCUGGGCAGCAUCUCCUGCGGCGUGCUUGUCCUUCUAACGAUAGUCGCUUUCGCAGCCUACAGGUACUGGACAUACGAGCAGGCGCUGGACAGGCUGCUCUGGAAGCUGGACUUCCACGAGAUACACAUGCGAGGAGGUCCCACGGGGCAGCAGCAGGCCCCCAAGACGGUAUCGUGCGCGAGCCACGGCGCCAGCGGUCUCUCCGACAACGGCGACGGCGGCGGAUGCGACGGCCUCGUGCCGGGGCCGACGUCAUCGCAGCUAUCGCUGUCGUCACAACCCGAGUUCCGCUACUCGCAGCUCUACGCUCCGGUGGGCGUCUACCGGGGCCGCCUGUGCGCCGUCAAGCGGAUCCGCACGAGGUCGCUGCUGCUCACGCGCACGCUCAAGAGGCAGCUCAACGUGCUCCGCGACCUUCGGCACGACAACCUCUGCUCUCUGGUGGGCGUGUGCGUGGAGCCUCCCAACGUGUGCGUCGUCACCGACUACUGCAGCCGGGGAAGCCUGCGCGACCUCCUGGACAACGAGGACAUCCGCCUGGACAACAUGUUUGUCGCCUCGCUCGUCGCCGACCUUGUGCGGGGCAUGCUGUUCCUGCACGAGAGUCCUGUGCGCAGCCAUGGCGACCUGCGCUCGGCCAACUGCCUCGUCGACAGCCGCUGGGUCCUCAAGGUGGCCGACUUUGGACUGGCCCAGAUCAAGCGCAGCGCGGGUGACGACGGUCACCACGGCAACGGCCAAAGACAGUCCAGGGAACACAGACUUCUGUGGCGGGCUCCUGAACUCCUGCGUGACCCGGAUGCACCACCGGAAGGGACGCCACGAGGUGAUGUCUACUCGUUUGGCGUAGUGCUCUUCGAGAUGCUUGCCAGGUCGGGACCUUUCGGCAAGACUACGCUCACAGCCGCCGAGAUCUUGGAGCGCGUCCGGCGCCCUCCUCUCCACCAAUCGGGGACGGAGGGCGAGAAGGAAGAGCCGCCCUUCAGGCCCCCGCUGUCUCAGCUGGCCGGGCCGUGGGACGUGGAGUACGUACGCGCCCUGCUGACCGAAUGCUGGUCCGAGGCGCCCGACCAGCGACCGGACUUCAAAGCGGUGCGCGCCAGGCUGAGGCACAUGCGUCGGGGACUCAAGCCGAGCAUCGUGGACAACAUGCUGUCCAUGAUGGAGACGUACGCGACCAACCUGGAGGCCCUGGUGGACCAGCGCACCGACCAACUGGCACAGGAGAAGCGACGGGCCGACGCACUGCUGUAUGAGAUGCUGCCCAGGACGGUGGCCGACCAGCUGAAGCGAGGAAAGAAGGUCGAGGCGGAGAGCUUCGACUCGGUCACCAUCUACUUCAGCGACAUCGUGGGGUUCACAAGACUAUCGGCACAGAGCACACCCAUGGAGGUGGUGGAGCUCCUGAACGACCUGUACACGUGCUUCGACGCGGUGAUCGAGAACUACGCGGUGUACAAGGUGGAGACCAUCGGGGACGCCUACAUGGUGGUCGGCGGGCUGGCGCGUCACCCGGGCGUCGCGCACGCCUCCCAGGUGGCGUCCAUGGCGCUUCAUCUGCUCAGGAUCGUGCGUCACUUCCGCAUCCGGCACAGGCCGGACGAGACGCUCAUGCUUCGAGUGGGAUUGCACUCGGGUCCCGUUUGCGCCGGAGUCGUAGGCAGGAAGAUGCCUCGCUACUGCCUCUUCGGCGACACAGUGAACACCGCUUCCCGGAUGGAGUCCACAGGAACACCACUCAAGAUCCACUGCAGCGAGAGCUGCAAGCAGCUCCUCGACAAAGCAGGAGGGUACAUCCUGGAGGAACGAGGACUCGUCUAUGUUAAGGGAAAAGGAGACAUGCGGACAUUCUGGCUCGAGGGUCGAGCAUCUGGCGUCCGGUGCCGUUCGACCACUGGCUUCCAGAACAUUGAAAGCUGGUCAGGCACACACGACUCUCAGCCAUCAGAGGGCAGUCAUUCUUGCCCAGACCUGGGUGCGCCACCCUGGCAGGGCAUCAGCUGAAACCUGGCACACCCAUCAACAUACGUUGAAAUACAAACAUGCCGAAACUAGCAAGAACCCCGUCUUUUUGUUGUUUCUAUCUUUGCCAGCAUCAGUGACAAUGUUGCAAUUCAGGCUAUGACCGGCAAUUAUGGGAGGCGAAAAGUAAGCGACACGAUGAAAUUUACACCAGUGUUUGUCCUACAACAGGUCUAGCGCUUAGUGUUUCGGCCUAUAAAUGCCUUACGGCAACAGCGACACGUUUCACACAUGCGACCUCAGACGGCCUGCCUUUAAUCUGCUCACUUGAACGUGCCUAUGACGGCAAGGUGAGGAAUGCAACAGCUGAAAACAAUGUUACACACUAUUUGAGUACACAGGCAACCAUUCUUUAUUACCUGCUUUGACAGUCAAACUGCAUUCCUCGAGAACAGUUAGAAAAUGCAGCCUGACAAAAGUGGCGCACAGCAGCAGGGAAGAAGUGAACGCCAAUGAGAAAAGGCUCCCUUGCAAUCAUACCAACGAUGGCUGUGCAUUCAACACAUGUGGCAACUGACACAGUUGGGUUAGAUGCACAUCGUCUGCCACUCUUCCAGCUGGGCACGGUAGAAAAAGAA
Molecule: messenger RNA, 4151 nt
Organism: Dermacentor andersoni
Lineage: Eukaryota; Metazoa; Arthropoda; Arachnida; Ixodida; Ixodidae
Product: guanylate cyclase 32E
Biological process (GO): protein phosphorylation; cGMP biosynthetic process; intracellular signal transduction
Cellular component (GO): plasma membrane
Molecular function (GO): peptide receptor activity; ATP binding; guanylate cyclase activity
Source: RefSeq, a predicted model, not a curated record